UAUGUGGUGUAUGAAAAUUUUGAUGAAAAUAAUAAAAAUGAAAUGAAAUUUGAAAUUUGCAUACUUUAUCUGAAAGUAUGUUCAUUUGUGUAAGUAUGCGUAUAAAGUAUGCUAAUUCGAGGGAUAAUCGUAUUAAUUUAUACGAGUGGGUGUGGUUAUGUUAAUGACAGCCUUUAUGAUAAUCAGGCCCCGCCUCGUUGACGAGGGUCGGUUAUCAAUCGGAAUAAUGCAAUUAAUCGUAUGCAGUUAUGCUAGUGUCAACUCGGCUUCAUUGUCUUCCCUCGUAUUAUCGAUCAGUGUAAUGCAAUUAUUCUCGCUUUAACGUUUAUUGAGUGGAUUAGUGUGUUUAUAUUUUAGGUCACCAAGUUCAUAUCUCAUUGCAGGAUACAGUCCUUAUGCGAAAAUUAUAGGAAAGAAUCACACGACCACUUCUGCAUUAAUCAAUUUUAUUUCUAACUAAACUUUAACGCUAGAAGAUGCAACUCUCGGCUUGGAGUUACAACACAGUAUCAACACAGUCUCAUCAAUGACUGCGUGGUUUCACUUUGACAUUUCCCCCCGCAUAAUGCGAUUGUUGUUAGUGAAAGUCGUUCAAACAUGCAUGCAAGCUAUUCUAAAAAAAACCUUAACAUUCUAUUAUUAAUUAUUAUAUUUGAAAUCGGCCACACAGUACUCCCGGAUGCUCAUUCAUUGAUCCAUAGGCAAUCCUUAUCACGUUGUUAACAGGGCAAUUCAUUCUUAUGCAGCGUAACACGAACGUAUGGAAAAUAUGAAUAAAGUCCUUAAUAUUAUGCGACGGUAUUCAUACAAAAAGACAAUCAAAAAUUAUUAUCAUUCUCAAAGGCACAAAUAAUGGAUUCGUUGGCAAGAUUAUGCCGUUGAAAAGAAAAUACAAACACGUACGACUGAGUUGUUUUGUAACUCAAUGGCAGCAGUGUUUUUCAUGAAUCAGUUGAUAUUUAAUGUACCACCUUGGAAUGGCAACUCUUCUUGAAACCGAAGAUAACUUUAGAACAACCUUAUUGUUGAUUCGGGUUCGGCUGACGCAGCUGACAAGUUGACACGGUCCUGCAGUUGCGGAGCUCGGUCGGUAGAUGGCGACCACAGCUCGCUCGCAGCGACCCUCGCCACUCCGGCGGCCGGCAGAGACCUCCUCCGCGUCGGUGUCGGUUGAUCUCUUGCAGGGAUGCGUUGAGCUGCCAAGCGGGUCUUGCCCGCUUGCUGAUGAGCUAUCGGCAAGCUGAUGAGCCGAGCUGAGCUGAGCUCAGCCGAGCUGAACCGAGCUCCGAUGAGCCGGCCGAACUGUUGAGCUGUUGGUGAGCUGAGCUCCGAUGAGCUGAGCCCCGAUAGGCCGGCUCCGAUGAGCCGACCGAACUCAGCUGAGUUCCGGACGAACUGAGUUUUCAAUGUUGUAGCGUUCUCUUUUAUGCCAAAAUCCUUCCUCUUGACUCCUCCCCACAAGGUGGAGCAUCUUUUAAUUUAGCUGUGUCGUGGUCUGGAGCGCGUGUCCGUAUGCGCGUCCGUAUGUGUGUCCGUCCGUAUGUGUGUCCUUGUGUGCGCUAUCUGUUGUCCUCCUCUUUCCAUAAACCACCAAAGUAAAACAAACAGAUGUUACAAACCGUCUCGAAGGCGUCUCUCUGUCUGCCGGUGUGAGAGGGAGGCGAUAUUCCCACCUGUGUGACCGACUCUCACCGCUUCCCAGACCCAGGCCUCCUCUUUCCAUAAACCAUAAAAAACAACAGGUGUUACAAAUCGUCUCACAGGCGUCUUUGUCUGUGUUGCACAACCUGGGGGGAGGGGCGGCAUUCCCUCCGGUGCGACCUUCACUGAUGCACAAAGAAAUGGUUAAGGUUUAAAGUUAACACUUAUCCCUCACAGUUUGGUAUCGCACCACUCGCAGCCAUGAUUCUGUAUGUAACCCAAGGUCUGUUGUCAGCUUUCCAUCAUGGUGUUUGACUUUAUGUCAAGGGAAGGUGCCCCCUUAAGCGUAUGCAUAUUCUUACCCCGCGCUGCGGGGAGACAAAGACGGCCAGGAUCUCUUUCUCUCUCUGACCCUGGGUUUAACAUCGCUUAAGUCAUGUAGUUUAUGUUUAACGAAGUUGUGUAAGUGGAGUAUAGUUUACGGUGAAUAGAAUUAACAUUAAUGUUAUGUAUGAAAUUAUGUAUUGUGAAUUUUUUUUUAACUUAACUUUGCCUGGUGUCUUUGCUGACAUGCUGGCAUUCCAAGCCCCGGCAUCUCUGCUCGCCCCCCAUCCUUAUCUCUGCUCGCGCGGCGCACGCCACCCGUGAAUCACAUGGAGCAGAGAGACUCGGCACAGACUGGAAUUAAAAAGGACCAAAGCGUCCUUUGUUUAUACAGCAUGGACCAGAUGGGAAACAUGAAGAAACACCUGCAAUCACACACUGGCAAAAAGCCUUUCAAGUGCUCUGUGUGUGGGAAGGCAUUUACAAGGUCAUCACAUCGUGAUAGGCAUCAGACAUCACAUACUGGCGAGAAGCUGUUCAAGUGCACAGUGUGUGGAAAAGCCUUUUCACGGGCAUCAAACCUUGACAGACAUCAGACAUUACACACGGGAGAGAAGCUCUUCAAGUGCAGUGUGUGUGUUAAGGAAUUUUCACGGGCAUCGAAUCUUAACAAACAUGAGAAAAAACACUUUGGGGAAAACCCAUUCAAGUGUAUUGUGUGUGGGAAGGGAUUUUCACAUUCAGGAUCUCUUCUGAUUCACCAGAGUAAACACACAGGUGAGAAGCCGUUCAAGUGCACAAUGUGUGGGAAUACAUUUACACAGUCGUCACAUCUUAACAGACAUCAGAAAACGCACACAGGCGAAAUGCCCUUCAAGUGCACCGUAUGUGGGAUGGCAUUCUCACGGUCAUCGAAUCUUGACAGACAUCAGAAAACACACUUUGGUGAAAAGCCCUUCAAUUGCACUGUGUGUGAGAAGGCAUUUUCACGGUCUUCACAUCUUGACAGGCAUCAGAAAACACAUACUCGUGAACAUCUCUUUACGUGCACUGUGUGUGGGAAGCCGUUUACAGAUUCAGGAUCUCUUUAUAUUCACCAGAAAACUCACACAGUUGAGAAGCUCUUCAAGUGUAAUGUGUGUGGCAAGGCAUUUACACAGUCGGCAUAUCUUCCUAUUCACCAGAGAACACACACAGGUGAAAAGCCCUUCAGGUGCACAGUGUGUGCGAAGGCAUUUUCACGAUCAUCACAUCUUAACAGACAUCAGAAAAUACACUCAGGUGAAAUGCCUUUGACGUACCCUGUGUGGGGAGAGGCAUUUCCACGGUCAGAAGUCCGAAACAGUCAUGAGAAGAUCCACUUGGAGUUGAAUGUGAAAUCUACACGUCAAAGUGCUUCAAUUAACCCAUCUCUCAUAAAACAGGAACCAGAAGAAAAUUCCCCCUUUGAAACGUGGCCAGGAGUUAAACUGGAAUGUGACAAAGAGAAGUUUCAAUGUGAAGAAGUGACGUUGAAAUGUGAAGACGAAGAUUUGAAUCCAGGACCUAACUUACAGGUCGAUGGAGGCAUUUUGAAGCAGGAGGAAAAUUUGGACUGUGAGGGAAAGCGAGAUGACCCCAAAAAGUAUUUGGAUGUGGAAAUUUGGAUGGACUUUUUGGACAAUGCAAAGUAGGAGUCCAGAAAGAUUUGUAUACAGGAAAGUGAAACAAAGAAUCUCCACAGAGAUCACCUUAUUUAUAGGCUUGUUACAAGAAUGCAUGCAGCUGUAGGUGUCAAUCAGACAGAUGAGCUUUUAGUAAUUCUGAUGGGGUUUUUUUUAUUUCAGUGUAGUGUUAAUGAAAUAUUGUCAACUUUUUCAUAUUCUAGAAAUAUAAUUUGAUCAUCUUAAUUUGAAGCUUUCGGGACUGCAGGAAUCCAUACUAUUUUGUUCUUUUGGUAAAGUCACGUAGGUAUAAAUUUUAUUUUACAUUAUAGACCUCACUUAAAGCUCAAGAUGCAUUCUUGGAGAAGUGAGCACAAAUCGAAUCAGUGUUAAAAGGGGUCAUUAUACCAUUGUAUACAACAUGGGGAUACGUUCCCGACAGCAUUAUUUUCUGAGUAAUAUACGAGGGCUUCAUUGGGGUAUCUGUAAUAAUGCUAAUAAUAAUGCUAAUAAUAAUGCAGAUGGAAAACAUUUCAUAAAUAAAAUAAAGUAUUAUAAUAACAGUAUUAUGUACUAUACACACAAGUGCAUUCUACUGUACACCUACAAGGCAUCAGUGGGAGAUUAUUGAGGAGCUGCUGCACUCCCAAUCCAGUUAAUUCUCAGAGAAGAGCUCCAGGACCUUUGUGAUCUUAGUGAUGCUUUUCGUCAAAAUUGUUUUGGUGAGGUUUCUUUUAGGUAGGGCCUGAGAUUGUCCUGUUCUCAUGAUUUAUUUAAUCGAUGGUUUAAAAAUGUAAUCGUGACUACGAAUCAUGAUAAUCGAAUGGUGGUUGGCUCAGCAUACGUUAUUCUCAUUGGCUGAGUGAAUGAUGGGGGCGGAUAGCAGUCAGCCCUGCUGCAUGUUCUCACUCGCAAGCCCUUUAUAGAUAUUUCGAUUGUAUUAUUCGUUGUAAAAUAUUUCUCCAGGGCAAAGAGCACCAUAACAAAUCAGCGUUCGACGGGGUCGCACUAAGCGACCUCCCAUGUACUUUUAAAGUGGCUUCUGUGUGGCUUGGUCUGCAUGCUCCCCAAUCUCUUUUUAAAAUAGCUGUUUUAACUGUAUACACUAUCACACAUCACAACCACUAAACUCACUUCACAUACACACAUACACAUUGCGCACACAGUACACGGUCACCAUAUAGUCAAUCAUUUGCGCACAGUAAAACCAUCCACAACAUACACAUCACACCCACAUACAAUACAGCAAACCCUUACCCAUCGCGAAGGUUACAUUCUUGAAAAUAGCUGCAAUCGCCAAAUACCCGAUCCACAAACUCAAAGGCAUUACUAGUCCUUGGGCCAGAUCGGUACCACCCAAGGUGGCAACACUUCAAUUGUGCCAUUUUAUUUGUUACACCAACAGAAGUAAAAUAAUAUGUGAUAACCUUUCCAAAUGAGCAGCGGUUUAAUUUUUCUCGCAGCAAACCUGUUUUUGCACCUAUCGCAAUCACGCCUAUUUGCCUGGACUUUACAAAUAAAACAUUCCAACACC
Messenger RNA from Petromyzon marinus (sea lamprey), 5142 nucleotides. The record is from RefSeq and is a predicted model, not a curated record. NCBI's taxonomy places the organism in Eukaryota, Metazoa, Chordata, Hyperoartia, Petromyzontiformes, Petromyzontidae.